Chara braunii is the source of this 3163-nucleotide messenger RNA. The record is from the annotation of a GenBank genome assembly. Lineage: Eukaryota; Viridiplantae; Streptophyta; Charophyceae; Charales; Characeae.
CCGUGAUUGUUUGGAAAAAAACAAAAACAAAAACAAAAAAUCAUCAUUGAGCCGACUUGUCUCAGUGGUCUGCGUUAUAUGCUCCCGGAAGUCCAUCUGCUAGCCAGUGCCUGAAGUGGCAUAUCUUUGUUUCCGCCUGCUGCAUUGCAAUGCUUGUUGGACAGAUGUUCUUUUUGGAAAGGUACCGGAGGCACCGGUUGCUCUUUCUGUCCGUGUUCAUGGCUGUAAUUUGGUCCUGUGAAUCUGUGCGUUGCUAUUGUAAUGAUGAUGUCUGGAACGACGAGGGGUGCAACAGCAGCAGACCGAGGAAAGGGCAAAGGUGGAAGCACCUCCGGUACACCUGCGUCGACGGUGACCUUCAAGGACCCCACACCGGCAACGGACCUGUCACUGUUCGUUCCACAGGACGAGACGAGGCAGGUCAAGCUGCAGAAGGAAAAAAUGGUGUGGAAGUACGCGGAACAGGGACAGGAGGUUGGGCCGAAUGCACGAGGCGAGUAUUGGGUGAGGUGUCUGUUAUGCUCGCAGAUUUGGAGGGGCACAAGCACAAGGGCGGUCGAGCAUUACCUGAAGCCGCAAAAGCCAUGUCCGUCGAGAACAGGGGAGAUUGUCAACGAGCUCGUCACUGGUGGGGGGAAAGUGCAGCCGGGCGACAAGAAUACACGGUACCUCCUAAAAAAUUACAGGCAGCUGCAUGGAAUUCCGGAGGGGGGGGUCGUUGCAAUGGAGACAGCCGAGGUGGAGGACGAUCUCCCCGGAUACCUGGAGCCACAACCACCGCCCACUGCAGGCAGGGCUGCUGCAAAAACUGACGCGGGAGCAUCGCAGCAGGUUAGUGCUCUGGAUGGGGGGUUGGGAGAGGGUUCAGCGUCGAACACACGAGUGUCCACACUGCAUCAGUCGACAAUAAGGAGGUGGGUGGACAACGACGCGCAGAAGAAACUGGACGUCGCGUCGACGGAGGCCAUGUUUCGUGCUGGAAUUCCAUUCAACUUCCUCAAUUUCGAGACCACUCAAAAACUCCAUGAGGUGUACUUGCAGGUGGCAAACGCUAGACCCCAGGUGAAAUUGCCCUCCUACAAGCACAUGAGAACCGUGAUGUUGGACUUCAUCUACAUGCGUGUACAGAAGUCCGUGGAGCCUUUGACAACUUGCUGGGAUGUGACUGGAUGUACUUUCAUCACAGUUGGGUCGAGUGAUUGUCGCGAGCGGCCGGUGAUGAACUUCUUGGCUGCUGGGGAAAGUGGUGCAGUCUUGGUGGCGACGGUGUCAAUGACGGGGAGGAAGAAGACCGCACCUGCAUUGGCAAAAUUGUGGGAGCAAAUUAUGAGGGAAAUUGGGGUGCAUCGCAUCAAUGCGAUCUGCACCGACAACGCGGGGGUGAACAAAAGGGCCGCUCAGAUCUUGGAGCGCCGAACAGACAAGGACAUCGCAAGGAUCCCAAGGGUUCCUUGAAAGUGGAAGGCGAUUCGGUGGUGUACAGCGAAGUUGAAGGCCAGAGCGGAUUUGGUGUACUUCACUUUGCAGAAUGACAAUUGGUGGAUGGAGUUGCACAAGGUGACUGAGGUGAUGGAGCCCGUGUACAGCCUUUUGAGGCGGAUGGAUAAGGACGCGACUUCUCUCACAAACCUCGUAGAGUAUGACGACCUCAUAGAGAGGAAGUUCCCGCACAUCGUUCUAACGGCGGGGGAGCGGGCGAGCAUAAUGGACAGAGUCAAAGAUCGCAUCAAGAUGAUGCGGCAGCCCGUCCACGCAUUGGCAUUUCUUCUGGACCCAUACAGGAGAGAGCCGAGGUGGCUGCACGAUCAAGAUAGCGCGCUUGUGCAGAAUGCGAUGCGUUUCCUUUCGAGGCAGAUCGGAGGUGCUUGGAAAGGGCCGAAGCACGUCGAGAUUUGGGGUGACCUGGCCAAGUUCCACUCCAAGCCCGCAAGGAACGGCCCAAAGAGGAAGGACGCAAAGAUGUGGGACCCCACAACGAAGGCAGAUGUUGAGAGGAAGACACCGUCAGAGUGGUGGGCAACACAUGGUGGCGAUGUGCCUGAAUUGCAGAAGAUUGUGAUCAAGGUUAUGAGCAUGUGGAGCACCGCAUCACCGGCGGAGAGGAAUUGGGCUUCCAUGGACUUCGUCCACUCCAAACGAAGGAACAGCUUGGCGCCGGAGAGCUUGGAGAAGCUCGUCUACAUCCACUGGAACAUGCAGCUGUUGCGUCUUCCAGAGACUAAGGACGGGGGCUAUGUGGAUUUGUGGAGUUCAUUCGUCGAGCCCAUCCCGGAGCCUGCAGAGGACGACGGAUCAUUGUUGAAGGGGCCCGAGGACAAGGCCGAGAAGACAGAGGAGGAGCUUGUUCGGGAAAGGAGGCUCGUGAAGACUCCAAAGGGAAGGAUUCCCAAGAGUCUCGAGGACGUUGAGGAAGAGCACACAGACGAUAGUGAUUUGGACGAUGAGCUGUGGAAGGGGAAGUGUGGAGCGUCAGACGAUUCAAGUGCCAGCGAAGAGGAGGCUGAUGUUGAUUCCGAUUUUGAGCUGCAACCGGAGCCUGCAGUCCCGGGCACAAYGUAUGUAGKCAGGAGGCGAACUGGAYGACAGMGUAGAGAGGAGCCACGCCCRRCAGCAACACCGGCCACAGCAGGGGGAACAGGACAGUACGAUCCGCAGCUCGACGUCAACUUUGCACAGCCAGAUACGGACCUCGAGAUGUUGCUGCAAACCGGGGUUGAYGAAGAUGAAGAGGAUGCCAACCGUGCCAAGGCUAUGGCUGACAGGGACAGCGACCUAGUCCGAAAACGGAUGAUGGAGGAGGAGGCCCGCCGUGCASCUGUCCCAACCCGCAGAGAGAUUGAGAGAGGCCAGAAAAACGCCUUGGAGCAUCAACAGCAUAUGGAUCGGGCUUUGGGGGUCGUGGAAGAGGUAGAAGAGGAAGAAGAGGAGGAGCAGCAGCAACCAGAGGAGGGAGAGGAGAUGGAGCGGCAAGAAGAGGGGGACGACGUGAUGCAACGAGAGGAGGGAGAGGACAUGGAGCAGCAAGAAGAGGGCGAAGACUUGGAGAUGAAGGGAGCAGAGUUGAUCAGUCUCUUCCUCAGAUAAGGGUUCAUCCAAGAAAGGCUCAGUGUAUGCAUACACAGAGUCAGUUGCAGCCUCAACACAAUCAAGCUCAGAGACCGAU